This is a messenger RNA of Didymodactylos carnosus, 321 nucleotides long. Lineage: Eukaryota; Metazoa; Rotifera; Eurotatoria; Philodinida; Philodinidae. The record is from the annotation of a GenBank genome assembly.
AUGUUAUUGACACAAAUAUCAUCAAUAAAAUAUUUACUUCGUCAAGGAUUACUACUACGUGUACAUGAUGAGCAAGAAAGCAAUUUAAUACAGUUAAUGAAAUUACGCAGUCAAGAUAUAAAUGGUUUAAAAGACUGGCUUAACGACAAAAAAUAUUUAUCACGUGAUAUUGUGAACGAAUUAGCUAAAGAAAUAUUACCUAAAAUAAUUCGAGAUAUAAGCCAACAGAUUCUGAACGUCAAUGGUUUGCACUCAUACGUGCUGAAACUGCUGAUGAAGCAAAUAAAGGACAAUGAUGUAUUACAGUGGAAUGAUAUAUGA